Molecule: messenger RNA, 1111 nt
Organism: Perca fluviatilis (European perch)
Lineage: Eukaryota; Metazoa; Chordata; Actinopteri; Perciformes; Percidae
Gene: ddah1
Product: dimethylarginine dimethylaminohydrolase 1
Exons: 6
Coding region: 263-1111 (282 amino acids)
Biological process (GO): positive regulation of nitric oxide biosynthetic process; arginine metabolic process
Molecular function (GO): dimethylargininase activity; amino acid binding
Source: RefSeq, a predicted model, not a curated record
ACACGUGAUGGUCGGUGCGCGUCACCGAAGCGCUGUCGCUCGCCUGGAGACCGGAGCGGGGCUGACUGACACUGUGUGUAGCAGGCUACUGUAAAUAAAGAAUACAAACCCAACAAAACUAGCAGGGAACAAAUAAGCAAGCCAGGCAGCAUCGGGUUAAGUGACAGUAGUUUCUCUCAUUCAUUCGUCGAGUUAGUCUGUUAGGGUGUUUUCAGUCCUUUUGUUUCUGAUUUGAGCGUGCCAAGUAAAGGGAAAGCUAAACAUGGCUGGUUUAAUGGUCGGUUUUGGUCACUACACCCACGCCGUCGUCCGGGGAAUCCCGGCGUCCCUGGCCAAAGAAGCGCUCCGGAGCAGCCAGUCGGAGGUGGACGUGGUCAACGCGCGGAGGGAGCACGAGGCGUACGUCGAGGUCCUGGGGACGAGGCUCGGGCUGGAGGUGGUCGAGCUCCCCGCGGACGAGUCGCUCCCGGACUGCGUGUUCGUGGAGGACGCGGCCGUGGUGUGCGGUGACACGGCGCUCAUCACCAGACCCGGGGCUGAGAGCAGGAGGAGAGAGACGGAGGCAAUGAAAGGAGCUCUGAAGGACUUGAAUCUGAACAUUGUGGAAAUGACUGACGAGAACGCCACACUGGAUGGAGGAGAUGUGCUGUUUACAGGUCGAGAGUUCUUUGUGGGCCUUUCCAAACGGACCAAUCAGAGAGGAGCAGAGAUCCUAGCAGAUGCUUUUAAGGACUACGCUGUGUCGACCGUGCCUGUGCUGGAAGGGCUGCACCUGAAAAGCUUCUGCAGUAUGGGAGGACCCGGCCUUAUUGUCAUCGGCUCCAGUGAACCAGCACAGAAAGCCCUCAAAAUCAUGCAGCAAAUGAGUGACCAUCGCUAUGACAAACUGACGGUGCCUGAUGACCUCGCUGCCAACUGCAUCUACAUGAACCUACCUAAUAAGGGACAUGUGCUUCUGCACCCCACAGCAGAGGAGUUUCCGGAGAGUGCGAAGGUGUUCGAGAAGUUAAAGGACCACAUGCUGAUCCCCGUGUCCAACAUGGAGAAGGUCAAAGUGGAUGGAGCUCUCACAUGCUGCUCUGUACUCAUCAACAAAGAAGGCAACACUUAA